AGAUUAUAAAACCACAAAUGGGAUCCCUCCGAAGCCACCCUUUCCUCCACUGAUCAUCCUCCCUUUAGUUUUCUUUCCCAACCUUUAGCCAUGGUGGAUAGGGAUCAGGUGAGGCCUCUAGCACCGGCUUCGGACCUCCCAAGCAGCGACGAUGGAGAGGCUGCUUUGCAGUUGAAAAAAGUUAAACGGAAAAAAUGCAUCAAAUGUUGCGGUUGCGUUGCAGCUCUAAUGAUCAUCCAAGCUGUUGUGAUCAUAAUCUUAGUUUUCACUGUGUUUCGAGUCAAGGACCCAGUCAUCAAAAUGAACGGUGUCGCAGUUACACACCUGGAGCUAAUCAACGGUACAACUCCUAAGCCGGGCUCCAACAUCUCCUUGAUAGCCGAUGUUUCGGUCAAAAAUCCUAACGUAGCAUCGUUCAAGUAUAAGAACACCACCACAACUCUUUACUACUAUGGCACAAUCGUUGGGGAGGCUCGAGGCCCACCGGGUCGUGCCAAGGCCCGCCGGACCAUGCGCAUGAAUAUCUCAGUUGAUAUCAUCACGGAUCGGCUCUUGGCCAGCCCAAAUUUGGUUGCCGAUGUGAGCUCUGGGACUUUGACUAUGAGCAGCUACUCAAGAAUUGGAGGAAGGGUCAAUAUGUUAAAUAUUAUAAAGAAGCAUGUUACUGUAAAGAUGAACUGUUCCAUGACAGUUAACAUCUCCAGCCAGGCAAUUCAAGAACAGAAGUGCAAGCGAAAGGUUGACCUCUAGGCUUUAGGGUAUGUUUCCUGUUGCCUUGACCGCCGUGUAUGUGUAUAUACAAACCCAUAUAUACAAACCAAUGUGAUAGAGUACUAUAUAGUUACAUGAACAUGUGGUAUGAUUAUAGUUUAUCUUGUAGAAGCUACAUUUGUAUUGGGGUUUUGGUUUAAUUUAACAGGAAAUCUUUUGGGGUUGGGUCUUAGACUUCCUUGUACAAUCGACUUUUUUGCUUGUUUGAUACAAGGUUUGAUCAAUUCAACAGCAAAUGGACA
Theobroma umbraticum is the source of this 1013-nucleotide messenger RNA. Its product is annotated as Late embryogenesis abundant (LEA) hydroxyproline-rich glycoprotein family. NCBI's taxonomy places the organism in Eukaryota, Viridiplantae, Streptophyta, Magnoliopsida, Malvales, Malvaceae. The record is from RefSeq and is a predicted model, not a curated record.